ACAGCCGGUUAAUCCGAAAAUGGCGUCUUCGUAGGUGUGUGCGGCGUCUGAGGUCUUGUGGCAAAACGUCGAGCUGAACUUCAAUGUUUUUUUGAACGCGUCACAGGGAGAUGGCAAACUAUGCCACUGCAUCGGGUGGUCCUGUACGGCCGCCGAGAACGUUCAAGACAACGAAGGAUUCGAAUGGCCUGCUUAUAUCGGUUAUCAGGUCGCUCUCUGCCAGUCAGAACAGUGCCGAUCGUGAUCGCGAGAAAGCGAAACUUGAGAAGGACUUCAAACGUAGCGAUCAAAAGUUGGAUGACUUGGUUGCACAAAACAAGGAUGACCUCACGCGUGCAAUGCAAGAUUUCAGUAAGAUUUCAUCUAGAAUAUCAGCAUCACGAAGCAAAGUGCAGUGUAUCAAGGAAAAGUUGACAACUUGCAAGACCCUUCUUCACUGCAAGCGAGAUGAACUAAAGAAGCUUUGGCUAGAGUCUGUGGAGCACAAGCAUGUUCUCCAGCUUCUUGAAGAAAUUGAAUCAUUAGUGGAAGUUCCAGACAAGAUUGACGCUUUUCUCAGUAAAAAGCAAUAUCUUCAUGCCACUCAGUUGCUUGUGUCUUCCGUUAAUCUUGUGGAAGGAAGUCUCGAAGGUGUUGAGGCCCUUAAAGAUGUGAAAGGAAAGCUUAUCUUCAAAAAAGAGCGGAUGUAUGAAGACCUUGUGGAUGAACUGCAUAGGCACUUGUACCUGAGGAGAACGACAGAGGCAUUGCAAAAGUUUCGGCGCCAGAAUUCAGACAGAAAGGUGCAGUUUGGCGCCAUUUCUCAGACAAGGUCGGCACUUGUGGAGCCUGCUCAUGUAGCAGCAGGGCAGAAUAUCAGCUCUCAAGAACUGAGGAGUUCCAGCGCUGCAACACUGAGCUCUUCAGCUUCCAGCUUUUUAGCUGGUGAACCUGAAAUGAAUAGUUUGCUAAGACUGGAAGAAUCUGGCCAGUUUGGCGAAGCACCACAUCUGGCACCAAAAUAUACGGCCAUCUUGGUCAAGUGCUUGGCUUUGCUCAACCGCAUUCCUGAUACUGUUGAGCUCAUCAAGGAACGCUGCGAGACUGAACUAUUGGCAAUGGUGCGCCGGACAAGCCAGGUGCUUCUUGACACGAACAAUGGUUCUGCACAGACAGCUUUAGCUUUGCAACCACGUGUACUCCUAGACUUGUUGGAUCUGCUCUUUGAGCAAUUUCGAAGUGUGGCCUCUGGACAUGAGUGUGUUCUGGAGAACAUGCAUGCUGUGGUGGAUACCCAGGGACCUGAGAAUGGUGUACCAAUGUACACUUUGGCUGAUGUGUGGGCCAGGAUACAGGCUGUGAUGGAAUAUGUUGUGGGAAAGUACUUGGACAUUCACAAUACUGGUUCGGCACAGCAAGUCCCACCACCUGUAUUCACUGAAAUGACAGCAACAAAUGACAUUGCUUCUUACUUCACUCGGAGGAGAAAUGUUAAGCAGAAAAAGUUUGCACUCUUUAGGUUUGACUGCUCUUCACAUGCAAUUAGCAUGAAUACCUACUUGAAAGAGAAGAAGGAGGAAAUGAAGGACAAGUGUGAUUACAUUGAAGUGCCAGACUCGCAUCAGCAGUUGGUUUGUGUGCCUACUUCCAAGAACAUCACAUAUAUUUUCAAGCCGCUAAUGAACUUUAUUACGGACAUAGAAGCAGAACUGAAACUUGAGGAUGGAAAUCACUGCCAUUUAUAUGAAUACCUAGUUGACUGUGUGAAAAUAUUCUUAGGACAUGUGAACAAUGAUCUGGACAACACUAUUGAUAAUGCCACAAAAAGCUUGGAGACCUGGAAAGUGACCUCCGAUGCAGAAGUCUUAAAAUCUCAUGGGGUUAUGAGGCCAUUAUUGCAGAGCACAUUGUGUGUGGAUCAAAGUCUUCAAGGCUUGCAAGAGUUGAUGCAGGCAUUGCCUAUGUAUGUCGAACAUUUUCUCAGCUUGGCCUGUACUAUCCUACAGAACUACAAGCAGACUAGCCAGGUGGCUUACAGAGGCAUUGUUCAGCCAGAAUCUGAAGACAAGCGUAUCAUCAGUGCAACAUGGGCCAAGGAUGAAGACAUCAGUCGCUUUUUGAUGUCCCUUCCCAACUGGGCCAACUUGCAGCUGAUGAAGGAGAACAGAGCAGCUGUGGAUGUCGAAGAGUCACCUGAAGAAGUGCGGCUGCGCAACAAGAAAGAGUCUGAAAUUCUCAUUGGAAACUUGGCAAGCGGCACACUCAUCCCUCCACAUGAAAUUCUCUCAGAUGUGGCCCAGCUGCGUGUACUUGCUCAGCUACAGGAAAGCCUCGAAUGGCUGAGCUCACGAAUUCAAAGCAUGGCUACUUGUGUCAUGCACAUAGAAAAACAACGAGGAUCAACUUGCGCUCUUGCUUCUCCAAAGGAAUCGGUUCAGGAUCUGCCACCAGUUCCUGAUGCGACUGUCCAGACAUUGAAGGAGCUGGCAAAGGACUUUCAAGAAAUAGCUGAUACCUGCCUUUUGGUGUUGCACCUGGAAGUGCGAGUGCACUGCUUCUUUUAUCUCCUUCCUGUGACUAUACAAGGCAACUUUGCGGGUGGUGUAGACAGCCAGGAGCCUGACCCUGAAGUGAUGAAGCUGAACAAAGACCUCUCCAGCAUCGACGAAGCAAUGACAGCCUGCCUACAACAGAGGAAACACAGGUACAUAUUCGAAGGGCUAGGGCACCUCAUUGCCUCCAUCCUGAUCAACAGCACAUCCAGCAUACAGAAGGUCAAUGAGAAUGGCAUCAAAAAAGUUUGCAGGAACAUCUUUGCGAUGCAGCAAACACUGACUAGCAUCACAAUGAACCGCGAGGUGGCCCUGGAUUAUGCAAGGCAGUACUUUGAGUUAUUUUACUUGACACCAGAGGACAUAUUAAAUCUGAUAGUAGAGCAUGGUGCCCAGUUUCAAGAAAUGGAAUACAAGAAUGUCUUGCUUCUUCUUCAUCGAAGUCUUCCUAGCAGCGAGCGGGACCCAGACAGUCUAGAUGCUUUGCUUUCACGGCUUCGAGACAUUCUCAAUGAAGUGGCCGUGGCCAUUUAGCCCCAACUCUCAAAGGUUUGGCUGCAGCAUAUAGUUGCUGUGCGAGUCAUGUUACUGGUGAUGCAAUCAUAAAAAUAAAAGCAAUUAUGCUCCUGAGGGCUCUGGUUUUUAGGUGUAGCCACACUGGCUGUACGUAUGCUGGAAACAUCUCUGAAUGACCAGGGUUCAUGGUUCCUUCCCUAUCAUCAUGUGUGGUACGGUGACAUAAGUCAGAGCUGCCCAGUGAGAGCACUUGCAGCAGUGUGCAUGAACUGGGCGAGAGCAUUGUUUCAUCUCAAUUCUUCUGUGCUUGAGUGUGUGUGUGUGUGUGUGUGUAUGUAAGGGGGACAAGGUUAUGCAUGUACUUCCUAGAAAUUUAUGUGCCAUUGCUGGCUUGUGCCUGUAUUUAUGCACCUCGGGCCUCUUGUAUGAAGCUUUUGAUCCUACUGGAUAAAAGCGUUUGUGCAUGUAUCGAGCGGCUUUGUGCGAUGAUGUCGACGUACAAAGGAGCCGCUGUUACAUGAAUCAUUUUCACCAUUGUUCUGUUAUCUGGCAACUUACUAUGCAGCAGCUUACUGUUAGGUGUGGAAUGCAAAACUUUCUAACAACAAGUUUCUUUGACCACUCAUAAAUUGCUUCAUAUAAGGGGCCCCUAGUAACCAAAAGGCUUUGCGCUUUAAAAACGCUGUAUAUUGUCCUUUUACUGACCGAUCUUUUUCCUUGACAUUUUGUUUGUUGAUUCUAGAAUGAAUAUGGUGUUUAAUAUGUGGUUGUGUUUGUGGUGUACCUUUUUUUCUUUGGUUGUUGAAAACUGGUCACAAGUUACUCUGUUGUCAGUGUCUAAUUGUAAACUCUGUAUCAUGAAUUGAUCAUGCUGUUUUGAAGAUGAUGAGACAAUAGCCACUUAUGUGCCUUUAAGAUGUGUGACUGCUUGCUGUUUCAGCGCAUAUUUUCUUGUUUUAUAAAACUGUUAUGCUGCAAAUAAGCUCUGUUGUGUCGCAGUUUUGUUCGCAGAGAUAUUGUGUCAUGUUAGCUUUUUCUUUAUACCUGUCUUGGUAUGUGCACUGAUGAUAAUUUAUGUGCCAUGAAUUUCCGGGAGUCCAAAUUUUUAGCAGUGCCAAGGAAGAAAUAGUAGAAUAAUAAUUUUCUGGAUGUUGCAGUGUUUUUCAUGCAAAAUGAUAGUUGGAAUUUGAAUUUUGGGGGGGGGGGGGGGGAGAAAUGUGAGAAAUCUACUUUGGCAAGAUAAUAUAGAGGAAUUAAAAAAGGGUGCUCAUGCAUAGUAUAACUUGGAGAUAACGCGACGAUCACAUCUUACUUAGGGGCUAUGUAGAAGUAAUGUCACGAGCAUAAGCUUUAGCUAACACCAUCUUAUUGAACUGAUGAAUGUUUUAUUAAAAUCAGCCUUGUGGGAGACAAUGUUUUUUUUUUUAAGUGAACCCUUGAACGUUGAGAUGACAUAAGAAAAAGCUCCCGUGUUAUCACAUGGGAGCUUGCUAUUAUUAGUUGCACAGUUCUGCAAGUUAUGUCCGGCAUAGUUGCUGUUACUUAUAGGACAUGCCAGCCAGCGUUGCUAACAUGCCACUUGUUGCUAAGCCCAUUGGGUUGCUGUUGUGAACUGUGAUUUUGUAUUUUUUCUCUUAUAAUGUCAGUUUGUGUCACCUGCUAGAGCACUGUUAUUAUUUUUACUUUUUUAUUAUACUAUUUCUCUACAGGAAGGGCAACAUAUUAAUUGAAUUAUUUCUGCUCUCAUUUUUGAAACUAGCUUGCUUUAACCUUAGUAAUGCUGACAAUGUUUUUUUUAUGGACUUUCUUGUAAGGUAAAAAAUGACAUUGUACAAGUGGCAUAGGCCAUAAGUGUAGAGUGUACCUUAUAGGGUUACAAUAUGCAAAGUAGUGUCUGAGCUUCAGAAAUACAUACCCAUGUUGAAGAAUUUUCACUUUCCAAUUGGCAUAUUUGACUCUGCAGAUAACUAUGCAGCUGAUGGAAGCUAAUAUUUGGUAAUUUACUGAACAUAUAUUAUGUAUAAAUACUUAAUUUAUAAACAAGAACUAUGAAUUGUGCACGAUCACAGAGUUUUCACAUUGACAUGUGUAUCGAAUAAAAUUUUUUGUGGCAGUGCUCUUAAAAUAUGAAGUAUUAACAAUCUUGGCAUGUCGUCUGUACAGAAUAAGGAGGGAAAUACACUAAUAGAUAUUGCCAUUCAUAAUAAAUAAUACUGCUACUAUUUGUUUUUUGCAACAUUAUCAAUUUGCACUUUUUCCAGCUCUACUUACCCUUACUGUGUUUUUUUUUUCUAUUUUUUUCUGCGGCUUCUUGGAGCAAAUGUGUGGUACCUUUCAGUAAACAAAAUCAGGUUCUUCAAUGCUUUUAUAAGUUGAUUGAAUAACUUGUUUUCAGGUGUUAAAUUUCUAAUGAAAGUAUGUCUUAUAUGUUUUGAUUACCAGGAAGCAUUUGUGUAAUUGCAGGCGUUGAGCAGAUGCUCACCAUCAUGACAAAGUGCGAUGUCUCAUAACUAGCAUUUUCUCAAAAGAGGUACUGUGUGAAUGUCUGUUUACUAAUUGCUUGUGUAUGCUUCCCUCAGUGUCACAAGUAAUAUGUUAUGUGGGGAUGUUUCACCAACUCCACUAAAGCCUUGCCAGCAUUUACUAGUUUGCACCUACAUUACAUGCCAAUAUGCUCAACUUAAAUUUUUUUUAAUCCAAAAAUACCCAUAUUAGUGGCUAAGAACAUUAUUGGCAGCAUCAUAGUCAUAAACUGCGAUGUCUAGUGACCUUGAAAAUGCCAAAAAGUAAUGAAAUAUUUGUUUUUUUUUUUGUUUUCUAAGUGCAGUUGGAGAAAGUAACUGAUUAUAAACAGCCUAUUUUGCAAAUUUGAGUAGGCCAUUUACAGUGGCCACAAAGGUACCUGUUAGAAUCUUUGCAGCUCCUGAAGUCAGCUUUUCUACACAGUAAUUCUAUUUUUGUAGCAAAUACAAAGAACAUGGAUGAAGGCAAUCACACAAAGUAAAACGACUGUGUUGUAGUAAUGUGAAAACGUCAACCAGUUUUGUGUGCCUUUGCCUUCAUUCAUGCUCCUAUCUCUGUUCCUACCUACUGUGAACAAACUAUCGAAUAAUUUUGCAAUAUUUUCUUCUCAAUCAUUAUAAUAAAGGGAUUUAUUCAUAAAUUCAUAA
Rhipicephalus microplus (southern cattle tick) is the source of this 6217-nucleotide messenger RNA. RefSeq names its product exocyst complex component secretory 8 (gene Sec8). NCBI's taxonomy places the organism in Eukaryota, Metazoa, Arthropoda, Arachnida, Ixodida, Ixodidae. Gene Ontology annotation, biological process: exocytosis; Golgi to plasma membrane transport; chemical synaptic transmission. Gene Ontology annotation, cellular component: synapse; growth cone membrane; exocyst. The record is from RefSeq and is a predicted model, not a curated record.